GUCCUCUCGAAAUCGGAUAUUUCACAUUUUUCCAUUCGUGCAUUACAUCCACGAUAAACAAGCAUCCUUCGAUUUUUUUUAUCAAGUGUCAUCUGUAUUCUACUCGGAAGAUUUUCAUCAAGAAAACCACGAAUACGAGGUUAGAAGUGAACGCGCGCGAUCCACGAACGAUCGCGUUUAUAUGUAUGAUUAUUCGUUUGCUCGACAGUUUUUUUUCAUAUUUUAUCGAUUUUCGCUUAAUUGCAAGAUGAGAUGUGUUAUGAAUACAAGAAGAAUAAGUAAGUCUCGAUCCUAGAUCGAUUUUAGUUACGAAAUCAGGACUUUCGAUCUUUUGAAACGAAAAGUUCGAGGAGACAAACAAAGCAAUCCAUCUCGUCUCAUCGAUUCACUUAAAAUGAACAAACCGAAUGGUGCAGGAAAUACAAAUCAAAAAAAUAAUAAUGAAAUAUACAUAAAUCAUGGUUUGACUGGAUCUAGGGAUAGCUUGGAUAUUGAUCGUUCGAACAGUUCUCAAAUUCUGCAUGAUUCUUAUGAAAGUCAUCGAGAAAUACAAGGUUCUUCGGAUUUUAUCCUGGUGGAAGAAUCUGGAGAUUAUGGAAUGGAACAAAAAGAUAGUUUUCUUAAUUCCACGAUGUAUCAAUUGAGACGACGUUGUAGAUCAGUUUGUACGAAGAAAACUGUUUAUAAAAGAGUGCCAAUUUUAAAUUGGCUACCCAGAUAUAAUGGGCAUGAUGCACUCGGUGAUCUCGUUGCUGGUGUCACCGUUGGUCUCACUGUAAUCCCACAAUCGUUAGCAUACGCUAAUGUAGCAGGUUUACCACCUCAAUAUGGAUUGUAUGGUAGCUUUCUAGGAUGUUUUAUUUAUGUUAUAUUCGGAUCUUGUAAAGAUACACCGAUGGGACCAAGUGCCAUCAUCUCUCUGCUCACGUACCAAACAGUUGCACGCCUUGAUGAACCAUUGAAACAUGCGAUACUUCUCUGUUUCUUGUCUGGAGUAAUAGAACUUAUAAUGGGUAUAUUUGGUCUUGGAUUUUUAAUCGAUUUUGUGUCCGGGCCUGUAAGUUCUGGAUUUACAUCAGCAGUAGCUCUAAUAAUUAUAACAUCACAAAUAAAAGAUAUACUCGGUAUUCCUGCGAAAGGUUCGCAAUUUCUUGAAAUGUGGAAAAGUCUCGUUGGACUUUUACAUGAAACUUCAGCUUGGGAUGCCGCACUUGGUGUAACUUGUAUAGCGCUUCUUUUAUUUCUCAGGCUUUUAGCAUCGUAUACAAUUGGUCCUAAAGAUGAAGAAUUGCAAAGUACAAAAUAUCGAGUAUUAAAUAAAUUUAUAUGGUUAUUUGGUACCUCGCGAAAUGCACUUUUAGUAAUAUUAUCUGGUCUUUUGGGAUAUAGUUUUAGAAAAAAAUCACUCUUCAAAUUGGUUGGAUAUAUACCAGAAGGUAUGCCAAAUAUACAACCACCAUCAUUUAGUUAUAUCAAAUACGAUAAUACAACAGUCACAUUUGUAGAUAUGAUUUCAAAUUUAGGUAGCGGUAUUCUUGUUUUACCGCUUAUCUCUUUAAUGGAAGAUAUUGCUAUUUGCAAAGCAUUCUCAACUGGAAAAUCAGUUGAUGCAACACAAGAAUUAAUAGCAAUUGGAAUAUCAAACAUUGGUAAUUCUUUUGUUCAGGCGUUUCCUGGUACAGGAUCUCUUAGUAGAAGUGCGGUAAACAAUGCUUCUGGAGUAAGAACACCAAUGGGAGGCAUUUAUACUGGUACUUUAGUAAUAUUAGCUCUUCUCUUUCUCACUCCAUAUUUCAGUUAUAUUCCAAGGUGUACAUUAGCAGCAAUCAUUAUAGCUGCAGUAAUAUUUAUGGUCGAAGUUAAAGUCGUAAAACCAAUGUGGAGAACUAAAAAAUCAGAUUUAAUUCCUGGUUUAGGAACAUUCAUUGCAUGUUUAUUACUACAAUUAGAAAUUGGAAUUUUAUGUGGUAUUGGAAUAAAUAUUUUGUUUAUUUUAUAUCAUGCUGCAAGACCAAAAAUAUCCGUGGAAAAACUUAUGUCUCGACAUGGUAUUCGAUAUCUUAUGUUAACUCCAGAUCGAUGUUUAAUUUUUCCAUCUGUUGAUUAUGUGCGAAAUUUAGUAACAAAAUAUAGUCAAAGAACAGGGAAUGUAGCGACACCAGUUGUAAUCGAUUGUUCUCAUAUUUAUGGGGCAGAUUUUACUGCAGCCACAGUAAUUGAAACUUUAACAAAAGAUUUUGCAUCAAGGGGCCAACCACUAUUUUUCUAUAAUUUAAAACCUUCGGUUUAUGCCGUAUUUGAAGGUGUUGCAUCAACUGAUUUUGUCGUUUAUUAUACUCAAGAAGCGUUAGACGAUCUCCUAAAAGAAAGAGGAUACAUAAAACAAAUUAAAUAAUAUAUAUUAUUUAUAUUUCAAAUGAAUUAAUACAACUUGGAUUACCAUUAUUUUUUAUUGAUAAUAUAAUGGUAGUCCUUUUUGUUAUAUGCAAAGUUGUUAAACAACGGUUUUCUUAAUUACAUCAUUAUUUUUUAAUUUGUUUAUAGAUUUUACGAAAGUAUGAAAUAUAAGAUAAAUACUUUUUCAAUUUAUCAUUCAUGUUCAACAAAACACAUCAAACAUCAUUGCAUUUUAUAUUUAAAAAUGCAUUAUAUGAUUAAUAUAAUAUUUAUAUUAAAUGUACUAUAAUAUAGAUAUAUUUUUAAUCAAUCAUUUUUAUGAUGCGUUGAAAAUAAUGCGAUUGAAAAUAAAUUAUAAUAUUUUAAUUAUUUGUUAUUAUUGUUGUUAUUACAACAAAGGUGCAGUAUUAAUGUAAACGCAUUAAUGUUAGUGAAUAAAAAUUGUGAACAAA
Apis laboriosa (Himalayan honeybee) is the source of this 2849-nucleotide messenger RNA. RefSeq names its product sodium-independent sulfate anion transporter-like (gene Esp). The transcript is spliced from 11 exons. NCBI's taxonomy places the organism in Eukaryota, Metazoa, Arthropoda, Insecta, Hymenoptera, Apidae. Gene Ontology annotation, biological process: transmembrane transport. The record is from RefSeq and is a predicted model, not a curated record. Gene Ontology annotation, cellular component: membrane. Gene Ontology annotation, molecular function: sulfate transmembrane transporter activity. The coding region runs from base 395 to 2395 and encodes 666 amino acids.